This is a messenger RNA of Fusarium vanettenii 77-13-4, 1071 nucleotides long. RefSeq lists its product as uncharacterized. The record is from RefSeq and is a predicted model, not a curated record. The transcript has a single exon. The annotation marks the transcript as partial. NCBI's taxonomy places the organism in Eukaryota, Fungi, Ascomycota, Sordariomycetes, Hypocreales, Nectriaceae. Gene Ontology annotation, molecular function: oxidoreductase activity, acting on the CH-OH group of donors, NAD or NADP as acceptor; NAD binding.
CUUGCCAUCCUUGAUGACUACCUGAACACAUCAGCACCACACUUCGCCAGCAUACCAUCUUCACAGCUACGCAUCACCACCUUCAAUGAUACUAUUGUCCCUUUCAAUGAUGCCGAGGAAGCGCGCCUAGUUGAGAGGCUCCGCCCUUUCGACCUCAUCUCCGCAGUCCGCGAACGAACCGCUUUCCCAGGCUCUCUACUCCACCAGCUCCCCAACCUGAAACUUUUGUUAGCCACUGGAACGCAGUUUGAGAUGUUUGAUCUCGCAGCGGCUAAGGGACUGGGGAUUAUUGUCGUCGCUGCUCCUGGUCUUGGCCGAACCGAUCAGACCGGACCCUCGCGGCCCAAUAUCAAGAAGGGCAGAGUCCAUCCCACAACACAACACACCUGGGCCCUGAUUUUAGCCUUGGCACGAAACGUUGCCGCCGAUGAUGCCGCGAUCAAGGCAGGUACUGGCUGGCAGAGCGGACUCGCGACUGGCCUCCCUGGUUUGACCCUAGGCGUCGUCGGGCUGGGCCGUCUCGGCGCAGCCGUGGCCCGUGUUGCCCACCUUGCUUGGGGCAUGCGCGUCGUAUGCUGGAGCGAGAAUCUCACGCAGCAAAAAGCUGACCAGAUGGCCGUUGCCGUCGGUUUGCCAACUGACGGUGGAAUCGAAGGCAGUAAAACAUUUCAGGCAGUGAGCAAGGAAGACCUCUUCCGCAGUGCCGAUGUCGUGAGCAUGCACUACGUGCUGAGCGACCGUUCACGCAACAUCGUCGGCCCGAAGGAACUUGAUAACAUGAAACCGUCAGCACUGCUUGUCAACGCAUCACGCGGGCCGUUAAUUGACCAAGAAGCCCUAUUGAAUACGUUGGAGCAAGGCAGGAUUCGAGGAGCUGCGUUGGACGUUUUCGAUAUCGAGCCACUGCCACUGACUAGCCCAUGGAGACGAGCUAACUAUUGGGGUCGAGAUGGACGUUCUGCUCUUCUUACAACGCCACACAUGGGAUAUGUUGAUGAAGGUCUGAUGAAUACUUGGUACGCUGAAACUGCAGAGAACGUGGAGCGUUGGGUCCAAGGGCAAGAUGUCCUU